Molecule: messenger RNA, 939 nt
Organism: Lactuca saligna
Lineage: Eukaryota; Viridiplantae; Streptophyta; Magnoliopsida; Asterales; Asteraceae
Source: the annotation of a GenBank genome assembly
ACGUAAAAAUUGGUAAGGAAUUCAAUUUCAAUUCCUAAUUCCUAGCAACAAAAUCGUACCUGAUAAUUCUGUGCCUCUAUAAUUAUAUAGCAAGCUACCAAAUGUUGCAUUUCGAAGAUAAUUGGGUUCGUCUACGUGUCACACGGACAACACUCGGUUUUUUAUUCUAAAAAAAAUAAAUUGAAAAAAGCAAGUGUGGAUGGGAAAUUUUGCAAUAAAUUUCAUUUGGAGGUUGGAGUAGAGAUAGAAUCAUCGGAGGAAGAACCUUAUCAGCCACCAACUAAAUUUUCUAAUGGCCACGGCGGCAAUGGCGUCUACCGCCGUCUUCUUACCUCGUCUUCCAACCGGCAUCGCCACCGCCCGUUGUACCGCCUUACCUAACCUCCCACCUCGUCCGUUUCCGACUUCAAUCAAACCGGUUUCAGAGUCAAAAAGGUCAUCUGUGUUCCAUGUCAAAGCCUCAGAAGAUGCAUCAUCGUCAUCCUCCAUUGAUACCGAUGAGUUGUUCACCAGCCUAAAGGAAAAGUGGGAUGCAGUUGAAAACAAACCAACAGUCAUAAUCUAUGGAGGAGGAGCAUUUGUUGCUCUUUGGCUAUCUUCUGUUAUUAUUGGUGCUAUCAACAAACUCCCAUUGCUUCCUAAUGUCAUGGAGUUGGUAGGAGUUGGAUACAGUGGCUGGUUUGUCUACAAAUAUCUUCUCUUUGAGUCAAGCAGGAAAGAAUUGUCUGCAAAGAUCGAAUCAAUCAAAAAGGAAAUCUCAGAAACAUAGACAAGUACACCAUCAAAUGGAAUUCUUUUUUAUUUUCAUUUAUGUAAUUUGAUAUAUUUAAAACAUGUAUAGAGAGAUCUUUCUAUGGAAUAUGUAUUUAUGUACCCCAAACACAAAACAAUUUCGUGUGUUUUAUUAUAUGUAUCCAACAAGUCAUAAUUGUAUCAUAA